GCCAGCCCCUCUUCUCCUGCCCAUAUACCAUUCCUCCCACUCUGGCGAACAACCCUCGUAUUUCCCACGCUACAGGCUCUUCUAUUGCUAUCUUCAUCGUUUUUCAAAAUGGCGGCCAAAAUGCCAAGAAACUUCAGACUUCUCGAGGAGCUCGAGAAGGGUGAGAAGGGCCAGGGAGCAGAGGCAUGCUCGUAUGGUCUCGCCGACGGAGAGGAUAUGAUGAUGAGCAACUGGAACGGAACCAUCCUUGGCCCCCCUCAUAGUGUCCACGAGAACCGUAUCUACAGUGUCAAUAUUCAUUGCGGGCCCGAUUAUCCCGACAACCCCCCUACUAUACAAUUCGUUUCCAAAGUGAACAUUCCUUGCGUUGACCCACGGUCAGGAAAGGUUGAUCCGACCAAACUGCCUUGCCUUGCGCAAUGGAAACGUGAUUAUACCAUGGAAACGGUCCUGAUUGAGAUCAGAAGAUAUAUGGCUCUUCCACAACACAAGAAGCUGCCGCAGCCUCCCGAGGGUUCCAACUUUUGAGCUUUGAUAUCUUCUGUAUUGAUCAGAAUAUGCAAACCGGAGUACCAAGGUUGGCUUUUUAUGAGUUGAUGUCCUUUUCCUCUUUAUUUCUAGAUUGUGUAUAGCCAUGCAUAACAAAAAGCAUCAGCGGCGCGUCAGUAAAACAUUAAAUCGGUUUCUCAAAACCCCCUGGAGCUGGUAUGAUUCAUUGUAACGCAUCGAUCAUUUUUAUAGUAUUAUUAUCAACCCAAACACGUGACUCGGCGGAAAGUGACCUCCGGAGAGUCGGAUCUUCAAAGACGGUCCCCUGUCCGAAUUCCUUCCUGCAGCUGCAGCUUGGUGAUCUUGUUUCUGCAAAGACCAA
Penicilliopsis zonata CBS 506.65 is the source of this 871-nucleotide messenger RNA. RefSeq lists its product as hypothetical. The transcript is spliced from 5 exons. Gene Ontology annotation, biological process: DNA damage tolerance; protein K63-linked ubiquitination. Gene Ontology annotation, cellular component: nucleus. NCBI's taxonomy places the organism in Eukaryota, Fungi, Ascomycota, Eurotiomycetes, Eurotiales, Aspergillaceae. The record is from RefSeq and is a predicted model, not a curated record. Bases 109 to 528 code for a protein of 139 amino acids.